Messenger RNA from Talaromyces rugulosus, 777 nucleotides. RefSeq lists its product as uncharacterized. Lineage: Eukaryota; Fungi; Ascomycota; Eurotiomycetes; Eurotiales; Trichocomaceae. Gene Ontology annotation, cellular component: cytoplasm. The record is from RefSeq and is a predicted model, not a curated record. Gene Ontology annotation, molecular function: kinase activity; ATP binding. Bases 1 to 777 code for a protein of 258 amino acids. The transcript has a single exon.
AUGGAGUCUACCUACAAAACCCUAGCGGAGCACAUAGUCCGUUUGUACCAAAAACGGCAAAACGAAUAUUUGCCCCAUUCAGGCAAUGUCCCGACGAUACCCCGCAAUAAUAAUAAUAACACCGGCUUAAACAAAUCUAGUGCGACCAAUGGUGAUGUUCGCAUUUUAAUCGCCCUUGCCGGUCCGCCUGGUUCGGGCAAGUCGACAAUCGCAGAACAAGUUGUCCAAACUCUCGGGGCUAUACCUUUUGCUCCAAAAACAGUCUCCGUCUCCAUUGACGGGUUUCAUUUACCCCUGGCGACACUGCAUGCAAUGCCGAAUGCUGCAGAGGCUAUAGCGCGGCGGGGUGCUCCUUGGACAUUUGAUGCAGACGGUGCCGUUGCCCUGGUAAAGGACUUGGGAAGCAGCUUCGGCGUACGAGAUAUUGCAGUGCCGACAUUCGAUCACGCAAUCAAAGAUCCAGUGGCUGGUGGACAGAUUGUAAAGGCAGAUGUGCAGGUCUGCAUCUUGGAAGGGAACUAUCUUCUAUCGGACGAGGGCUCUUGGUCAGAGAUUGCAGAUCUAGUAGAUCAACGAUGGCUCGUCAAGGUAGAUCCGCUUCUAGCUCGAACAAGAGUUGCUACUAGACAUUUAGCCGCGGGUAUUGAACCAUCUAUGGAUUUGGCUUUGGCCCGUACAGAGUACAAUGAUAUACCUAAUGGGGAGUAUGUAGCUCAACACAGCCAGGGCAGAUAUGAUCUUUUGAUAGAGAGUAUAGAAGAGCCACGGAACGAUUAA